Molecule: messenger RNA, 1710 nt
Organism: Aspergillus glaucus CBS 516.65
Lineage: Eukaryota; Fungi; Ascomycota; Eurotiomycetes; Eurotiales; Aspergillaceae
Product: flavin-containing monooxygenase
Exons: 3
Coding region: 1-1710 (569 amino acids)
Molecular function (GO): flavin adenine dinucleotide binding; NADP binding; N,N-dimethylaniline monooxygenase activity
Source: RefSeq, a predicted model, not a curated record
AUGGUCCAAAAGAUCUCCAAGACCUCUCAAUCCAACGACAAAGCCAAUGAUCCCCCCAAGGCCUCCAACUGGGUCCCCAUAGCCAAUGAGCCGGUCUUUACACCGCGCAAACUCCGCGUCGUCUGUGUUGGUGCUGGAUAUGCGGGUCUGAUGGUUGCGUACAAAUACAAACACGAAUACCACAUGGACGACUAUGUUGAUCUGGCCAUCUAUGAGAAAAAUUCCGAUGUUGGAGGAACGUGGUUUGAGAAUCGGUAUCCAGGACUUGCGUGUGACUCCCCUGCACACAUCUAUACGUUCCAGUUUGAACCCAACCCUGAUUGGAGUGCACUGCAUGCUUCCGGUCCCGAGAUUUGGCAGUAUAUUCGCCGAACGACGACGAAAUAUAAUCUUGAUGAACACGUACGGUUCAACUCGACUGUCACUUCGACCGUCUGGGAUGACAUUACUGGCCGCUGGAAGAUCAAAGUUCAAUCACCAGACGGUACAGUAGCAGAGGACACGGCAGACAUACUCAUCAAUGGCUCGGGUAUCUUGAACCGCUGGCGGUGGCCGGACAUUUCGGGCCUACAUUCGUUCAAAGGAGCCCUCGUCUACAGCGCGGCAUGGGAUACCAAUCUCGACUGGGCUGGAAAGCGAGUCGCCAUCAUCGGCAACGGCUCAUCUGCUAUUCAAACCUUGUCACAGAUGCAGCGUACAGCCAAGCACAUUGUGACCUAUAUCCGUAACCCGACGUGGAUCUCUCCCAGCCUAGAGACGACGAAGCUCGACUCGAGCUGUGGGCAGAAUUUCACCUACACCGAGGAAGAGAAGAAGCGGUUUCGAGAGAGUCCCGAUGAGCUGCAUACGCUGCGCAAGACCCUUGAGCACGGACUCAACUCAUUUUUUGGCAACGUGAUUCUCAACGACAGCCCCGAACAGGCUGCUGCUCAGGCGGCUUUCACCGAAGAGAUGAAGAGACGACUCGGAGGUGACAAGAAUGCGCACUUGCAUGAGAAACUAAUCCCAAAGUGGACUGUUGGUUGUCGUCGACUGACUCCCGGUGACGGCUACCUGGAGGCUCUUACGGAGCCAAAUGUGACUAUUGAGGUGAGUCCCAUUCAGAAGAUCACAGACAAGGGAGUUGUCUGUGAAGCAUCCACUGAAGAAUUCGACAUCAUCGUCUGCGCAACAGGAUUCGAUGUUAGCUUCUCCCCGUUCUGGGAGUUGGUGGGUAAGGAUGGAAUCCGUCUGGCGGACCAAUGGAAAGAGAAUCCCGAGGCAUACUUCGGCAUCUGCGCCCCGAACAUGCCCAAUUAUUUCAUCUUCAAUGGACCCAACUGCCCCAUCGGCCAUGGAAGCGUGCUGUCUCCCAUAGACUGGAUGGCGGAUUAUAUUCUCCGCUGGUGUCGGAAAAUUGCCACGGAAGAUAUACGGUCUGUGCAAGUCCGCUCGGAUGCCACUCAUGACUAUAAUGUCUACACUCAGGAGAUUAUGAAAGGCACCGCAUGGAGCAGCGGCUGCCGUUCGUGGUAUAAGAAUGGUAAGAUAGAUGGCAGGGUGAUGGCCAUGUAUGCGGGCAGUGUAAUCCACUACAAGGAGAUGCUCGAGAGUUUCCGCACCGAAGACUUUAUUCUUCAGUAUCGGAGUCCCAAUCGAUUCCGAUUCAUGGGAAAUGGAAGAACCAUCCGCGAGAAGAACGGAGGAAACCUUGCGUGCUAUAUUCAAUAG